Messenger RNA from Hyposmocoma kahamanoa, 1311 nucleotides. It is a transcript of the gene Vha44, whose product is annotated as V-type proton ATPase subunit C. Gene Ontology annotation, biological process: proton transmembrane transport. NCBI's taxonomy places the organism in Eukaryota, Metazoa, Arthropoda, Insecta, Lepidoptera, Cosmopterigidae. Gene Ontology annotation, molecular function: proton-transporting ATPase activity, rotational mechanism. The record is from RefSeq and is a predicted model, not a curated record. The transcript is spliced from 12 exons. Gene Ontology annotation, cellular component: vacuolar proton-transporting V-type ATPase, V1 domain; lysosomal membrane. Bases 147 to 1301 code for a protein of 384 amino acids.
UCAGUCGUUGUAGGUGGCAGCACCGCAUCACGUGAAUUUUCAUGGCGCUGAAGGGCUAGUCCCGAUUGUCUUGUGAUUUCACCAAAUUAUUGCUGUUUCGGGCUAUUUAUUGUUGAACAGCACAAAAUUAUACGUUCUGGUGAAAAAUGACGGAAUACUGGCUAAUCAGCGCCCCUGGUGAGAAAACAUGCCAGCAGACAUGGGACACUCUCAAUAAUGCCACCAAAAAUGGCCUUAGUGCCAACUACAAAUUCCCUAUCCCCGACUUGAAGGUGGGGACACUGGAUCAGUUGGUGGGCCUGUCCGAUGAUCUUGGCAAGCUGGAUACCUUCGUCGAAGGCGUCACCAGGAAGGUUGCGCAAUACCUCGGAGAGGUACUUGAAGACCAGCGCGAUAAGCUUCACGAGAACCUGAUGGCAAACAACAGCGAUCUGCCAACAUACCUCACUCGCUUCCAAUGGGACAUGGCCAAAUAUCCCAUCAAGCAGAGCCUGCGCAAUAUCGCCGAUAUCAUCAGCAAACAGUGCGGUCAGAUCGAUGCUGAUCUUAAGACCAAAUCGCAAGCCUACAACGCACUCAAGGGUAACUUACAGAACUUGGAGAAGAAACAAACUGGUAGUCUGCUCACCCGUAACCUGGCGGACUUGGUCAAGAAGGAGCAUUUCAUACUCGACAGCGAGUACCUUACCACGCUUCUCGUCAUCGUGCCCAAGAGGUCGAUGUUCAACGAUUGGAACGCUAACUACGAGAAGAUCACCGACAUGAUUGUACCGCGCUCCACUCAGCUCCUCUACCAGGAUAAUGAUUACGGGUUGUUUUCUGUUACUCUUUUCAAGAAGGUGGUGGAAGAGUUCAAGCUGCACGCCCGCGAACGCAAGUUCGUGGUGCGCGAGUUCUCGUACAACGAGGCGGACCUCGCCGCGGGAAAGAACGAGAUCACCAAAUUGGUUACCGACAAAAAGAAACAGUUUGGUCCUCUGGUGCGAUGGUUGAAGGUGAAUUUCUCGGAGUGCUUCUGCGCCUGGAUUCACGUCAAAGCUCUCCGUGUUUUCGUUGAGUCCGUAUUAAGAUACGGGCUGCCGGUGAACUUCCAGGCGGCCGUGCUGGUGCCGUCGCGCAAGUCCGUGAAGAAGCUGCGCGACGUGCUGCAGCAGCUGUACGCGCACCUCGACCACUCGGCGCAGCAGAGCCACGGCCAGCAGGAGAGCGCUGAAUUGGCCGGCCUCGGCUUCGGCCAGUCGGAGUACUACCCUUACGUGUUCUACAAGAUCAACAUCGACAUGGUCGACUCGAAACCAUAAGUGACACCUU